Porites lobata is the source of this 2089-nucleotide messenger RNA. The record is from the annotation of a GenBank genome assembly. Lineage: Eukaryota; Metazoa; Cnidaria; Anthozoa; Scleractinia; Poritidae.
AUGACUUUGAAUGAAGCCAGAGAGAUCAGGAAUAAAAACCCAGAAACAGUUAGCCUUGGCAACCUUGGCCUCGCCUAUCACCAUCUGAGUGAUUUCAAAAAAGUAAUCGAGUUUUAUCAGCUGGCUCUAAAAAUCGCAAAAGAUACUGGAAACAAAGAUCAAGAAGGAACUAGAUAUAACAACCUUAGCAGUGCCUAUCAGUCUCUCAGUGAGUUCAAAAAAGCAAUCGAGUUUUAUCAGCUGGCUCUAAAACUCGCAAAAGAUACUGGAAACAAAGAUCAAGAAGGAACUAUAUAUAACAACCUUGGCAGUGCCUAUCAGUCUCUCAGUGAGUUCAAAAAAGCAAUCGAGUUUUAUCAGCUGGCUCUAAAAAUCGCAAAAGAUACUGGAAACAAAGAUCAAGAAGUAACUAGAUAUAACAACCUUGGCAGUGCCUAUCAGUCUCUCAGUGAGUUCAAAAAGCAAUCGAGUUUUAUCAGCUGGCUCUAAAACUCGCAAAAGAUACUGGAAACAAAGAUGGAGAAGGAACUAUAUAUAACAACCUUGGCAGUGCCUAUCAGUCUCUCAGUGAGUUCAAAAAGCAAUGGAGUUUUAUCAGCUGGCUCUAAAAAUCGCAAAAGAUACUGGAAACAAAGAUCAAGAAGGAACUAGCUAUAACAACCUUGGCCUUGCCUAUAAGUCUCUCAGUGAUUUCAAAAAAGCAAUCGAGUUUUAUCAGCUGGCUCUAAAAAUCGCAAAAGAUAUUGGAAACAAAGAUCAAGAAGGAACUAUAUAUAACAACCUUGUCAGUGCCUAUCAGUCUCUCAGUGAGUUCAAAAAAGCAAUGGAGUUUUAUCAGCUGGCUCUAAAAAUCGCAAAAGAUACUGGAAACAAAGAUGAAGAAGCAGCUACAUAUAACAACCUUGGCAGUGCCUAUCAGUCUCUCAGUGAUUUCAAAAAAGCAAUCGAGUUUUAUCAGCUGGCUCUAAAAAUCGCAAAAGAUACUGGAAACAAAGAUGAAGAAGGAACUAUAUAUAACAACCUUGGCAGUGCCUAUCAGUCUCUCAGUGAGUUCAAAAAAGCAAUGGAGUUUUAUCAGCUGGCUCUAAAAAUCGCAAAAGAUACUGGAAACAAAGAUGGAGAAGGAACUAGAUAUAACAACCUUGGCAGUGCCUAUAAGUCUCUCAGUGAGUUCAAAAAAGCAAUCGAGUUUUAUCAGCUGGCUCUAAAAAUCGCAAACGAUACUGGAAACAAAGAUGGAGAAGGAGCUAUAUAUAACAACCUUGGCAAUGCCUAUCAGUCUCUCAGUGAGUUCCAAAAAGCAAUGGAGUUUAAUCAGCUGGCUCUAAGAAUCGCAAAAGAUACUGAAAACAAAUAUCAAGAAGCAGCUGUAUAUAACAGCCUUGGCGUCGUAAAUCAGUCUCUCGGUGAUUUUAAUAAAGCGAUCGAGCUUUAUGAGCGGAGUCUAAGAAUCCAAAAAGAUAUUGGGAUGAAAAAUGGAGGGGGACCUACAUAUAUAAACCUCGGCGAUGUCUAUAAGCGUCUCGGUAAUUCCAAAAGAGCGAUGGAAUUUUAUCAGCUAGCCACAAGUAUAGCAAAGGAGACUGGAAACAAAGAUGUUGAACAAGGCGGAUAUGAUAGACUUGCUCAAGUUCUUUGGUGUCUUGACAAGUACUCCAAAGCCGAGGAGUAUUUUAAAUCCUGUAUUGAACUGGUAGAAGAAAUGAGAGUCCUUCUUGAAGGAAACGACGAGUGGAAAAUCAGCUUUCGGAAUGAACGUGAUUGCUUUAGUCGUUUACUGAGACUACAGUUACAACAACGCACUGAACGUAAGACUCUCGAGGCCCUUUUAACAGGUGGGAGGGGACGAGCAGAAGCUCUUAUGGACCUCUUGGAAUCGCAAUAUGGUGUCAGGAAAUCGAUUCGUUCACAGCCGAAACAGCAGAUGGAACUUAUCAUUUCAAACCAUAUUUCGUCACCCACGUUAUUUCUAAUGAAUGAUACCCAGUCAGUGAAUAUCUGGAUGCUGUUAAAGUGGGGAAAGCUUUGUGACUUUGUGCAACAGGAAGUUUGCAGUGAUGACUUGACAUCAAUGACUUACCAAACAUAG